UUUGCGUUGACAAUAUUAAGAUUCUUUAAGGAAGUUUUGUAGAUUAAUCUAAAUCUUGAGAUUAUGGGUUUGUUCAUUUUUAGUUUUAUAACAUUAACUCUCGGUGUCCUGGCAUUUCCAGCAGAAGAGGAAUACGGUUUGGAAACGUCGCCUGUAACUACCAACGCAGUUAAGGAUGAUUUGGAAACUUCUGAUACCUACGGUAUCGCGUACUAUCCCGGUUACUACGGUGGCGGAGUUGGUAGUAAUAUAAUUCCUGGCCCUGGUUUUGGUGUUGGUGCAAUUGCCCCUACUCCUUUACUUACUACUUCUCUUCUCGCUACUCCCGUGUUUAGUGCUCCUAUCGUUGGUCAUUCUUAUAAUCCAUCCUAUAGUACUUCGUUUCCUGGAACGUCUGUUAAAGUGCGCCCACAUAUUAGUUAUGAUCACGGAAACACCUUCAAAUAUGGCGGCAGUUAUGAUACUCGCUAUGGUUACGGCAAAGGUAUACCUAUCAAUGAAUACCAACGUCGUCAACCGGUCUACAUUGGAUUAAAUUAG
Messenger RNA from Glossina fuscipes, 540 nucleotides. RefSeq lists its product as uncharacterized. The coding region runs from base 64 to 540 and encodes 158 amino acids. The record is from RefSeq and is a predicted model, not a curated record. Lineage: Eukaryota; Metazoa; Arthropoda; Insecta; Diptera; Glossinidae. The transcript has 2 exons.